Messenger RNA from Funneliformis caledonium, 1212 nucleotides. NCBI's taxonomy places the organism in Eukaryota, Fungi, Glomeromycota, Glomeromycetes, Glomerales, Glomeraceae. The record is from the annotation of a GenBank genome assembly.
AUGUUGGCAGAAUUUAGAGCAAAACGAGAAACUGAAAGGAUUCGAGUUGAAGCUAAAUACCAAGUAUUAGGGUUUAUCAGUUCAGGUACUUAUGGAAGAGUUUAUAAAGCCAAGGCAAAAAAGACUGUAAAAAGCGCUGAUGGAGAAGAAAAAGAACUUGUAUAUGCGAUAAAGAAGUUCAAGCCAGAUAAAGAAGGUGAUACUCAUACAUAUACUGGAAUAUCACAGUCUGCAUGUCGAGAAAUAUCGUUAUGUCGAGAACUUCGACAUCAGAAUAUUGUUUCACUACAAGAAGUGUUGUUAGAAGAUAAUUCAAUUCAUAUGGUGUUUGCAUUUGCUGAACAUGAUUUUCUUGUAAAUAACCAACAUGAAAGAAAACCAAUUCCCGAGUUUACCAUAAAAUCGUUUUUAUGGCAAUUACUUAAUGGGGUGGCGUACCUCCAUGCAAAUUGGGUUUUGCAUAGGGAUUUAAAACCUGCAAAUAUUUUGGUGACUAAUGAUGGUGUUGUGAAAAUUGGGGACUUGGGUUUAGCAAGAAUUUAUGAGCGUCCUUUACAGCCGUUGUUUAAUGGUGACAAGGUUGUUGUAACUAUAUGGUAUAGGGCUCCUGAACUCUUGCUGGGGUCAAGACAUUACACAAAGGCUAUAGAUAUAUGGGCUAUUGGAUGCAUUUUUGCUGAGCUUUUAACGUUGAGACCUAUUUUUAAAGGUGAAGAAGCUAAAAUGGACAAUAAAAAGAACGUUCCCUUUCAGAAAAAUCAAUUGACAAAGAUUUUCGAAGUCUUGGGAAAACCAACAAAGGAUCAAUGGCCCACCAUUGAUCAACAGCCAGAGUACCAUAAUUUGAAUGCUUUUCGAUCAUCUCCAAAUCGACUUCACGAAUUUUAUCAAACAUGUUCAUCAAAGUCGGAUGCAGGUUUUGAGCUGCUGGCGGCAAUGUUAGGGUAUGAUCCAGUUAUGCGUAUCACUGCCGAAGAAGCUUUGCGUCACCCAUAUUUUGACGAAGAACCAGCACCGUCCAUGGAUUCAUUUGAAGGACAACCGUAUCAAUAUCCAUCACGGGUAGUUAAAAGUGAAGAUAAUGAUAUGAGAGUGCCACCAACAGUAACUUCAGCUGUGCAAGGCCAGGCCGGAGCUACGCACGGAGGAACAAGAGGGAAACAUGGACAUAAUGGAAAAGAUGAAGGAAGACCGCCAAAAAGGAGGGGAUAA